AUGAAUCCCUUCCUUGUUUGUCUGGGAUUCUUCUGGGAUCCCUUAUCGCAGGGUGUGCAAAAUUUCCUGCAGAGCAGCACGGGGGAAGCCGUCUCCUGGGUGUGGAAUCUGGCCGCCGGUGGAAUCGUCACUCUCAUUCUGCUGGACUCCAGAGCGGAGGAGCUGGGCAGGGAGAUGACAGAUCUGAUCUGUCUAAGAGAAGAUCUAGAAGAGCAUAUCAAACAAGGGGAGCUUGAGGACAUGGGGCCGACCUCCCAGGCCAAGAAUUGGCUCAGGAAGGUGCAGGAGAUCGAGUCCAGGGAGGCCGAUUUCCGGGUUUCCUUCCAGCAGAGGGGGGCCUCCCCUGAGGGCUCCUCUUUACGAUCCUCUUAUCGGCUCGGUUGUGAAGCUGCCGAGUGCCUGAAAGAAGUCCAGAGGCUGAAGACCCAGAGGGGCAAUCUCCUCCCCCUACUCAUCCAGGCGCCGCCGCCCGCGGUGGUUCCGCAGCCGAUCUCUUCAGCCUCCAUCGUGGACGCGGAGAAGACGUUGUCGGAGAUCCGCAGCCUCCUGGAAGACAAUGAAGCGCCAGUCAUCGGGAUCUACGGCUUGGGAGGAGUAGGGAAGACGACCCUCUUGAAGGCGAUCAACAACGAGUUCCUCCAGAGGGGAUCCGGCGGUUUCGAUCUGGUGAUUUGGGUCACCGUCUCCAAGGAGCUUGAUGUCCGGAAGGUUCAAGAGGACAUCGCCGUCCGGCUGGGCUACUCUCGCCCCGGAAAAGGCCAGGGCCAGACCCUCCCAGAGCAUCCAACCGACAGGGUCAACACCCUACUGAGCGCCCUCUCCAAGAGGAAUUUCCUUCUGCUGCUGGACGACCUGUGGGAGAAACUAGAUCUCGAAGCUGUAGGCGUCCCCUUCUCUUCCUCUUUCAGGAACGGAAGUAAGGUAGUCUUUACCACACGAUCAGAGAAAGUGUGCAACGAUAUGGACGCUCAGAGGAAAGUUAAGGUGCCCCUCUUGAAUCGAAAGAGCUCUUGGAAGCUCUUCUGCCAAAAGCUGGGCAGGGAAGAAGACCAGUGGGAUCCCUCUAUGAGAUCUCUCGCUGAAGCCGUUGCCGCAAAAUGCGGAGGCCUGCCAAUCACCCUCAUUACGGUAGGCCGGGCCAUGGCAGGCGUCACGACCCCUGACGAGUGGCAAGAGGCUCUCAUGGCGCUGAAGGGCAUACCCGUGGAGCUCGGAGACAUGAAAGAGGUUCUAAUUCUUCUCAAGUUCAGUUUCGACAGAUUGAAAGAUACAUCCGCCAAGGAGUGCCUUCUCUACUGCGCCCUCUUCCCAGAGGAUCACAACAUCGUUUUAAGCGUGCUCAUUGAUUACUGGGUGGGCGAAGGGCUCUUAGAUAGGGGAUCCUAUCCCGACCCCAUUGACAGAGCUCGUAACCGCGGCCUCGUUGUCAUCACCACUCUCAAGGCUGCCUGCCUGCUAGAAGACGGGGCGAUCAAAGGAACAUUCGUGAAGCUCCAUGACACGGUCCGGGAGAUGGCGUUGUGGAUAACCAGCGGCGAAGGCGACAAGAGAGGGAAUGUCUUCUUGGUGAACUCCGGGGAGCAGUUGAGGCACGUGCCGACGCCGGAAAGAUGGACGGAGGCGAGAAGGAUAUCUCUGAUGCGUAAUGAGAUACGCCUGCUCCCUGAGGAGCCUCGUUGCCCCAAUCUGCAGACGCUGUUGCUGAACCACAACAGACCUCAUCUGGAGGAAAUCCCCGGUGGGUUUUUCCAGUUCAUGCCGAGCCUUCGUGUUUUAGAUCUGUCGUGGACGAAAAUAAAGGUUCUCCCCCGGGAAAUCGGGUCACUGGUAGAACUGCGGUAUCUCAAUCUAUCAAGGACUCCCUUGGAAUCAUUACCCAUGGAGGUCAGGAAUUUGACGAAGCUGAGACAACUGGAUUUGGAGAACACCCGGUCUCUUAAGAGUAUCCCACGCGAGACGGUCUCAUCGCUUGAAAGGCUGCAGUCGUUGAACAUUUAUAGGAGUAAGUUUAGAGCAGGAGGGGAGGGCGGUGGUAGCGAUGGUGUGAUUGACCAUGAGGGGAGACAACUGUGUCUGAAAGACUUGGAGGACGGCAUGUGGAACCUGACGGAGCUCGGUAUUUCUAUAACAUGGAUGACGCAUGAAGACAUGCAGGCUGUACUGAACUCUCAGAGACUGUCUGCGUCGAUCAGAUUUCUAGGUCUGCUAAAGGUGGGAAUCCGAUCUUUAGAUUUGUCUGCUUUUCAUGAGAUUUUGAAGGGCCUGAGAAUACUUGAGAUUUCGGAUUCUACCGACUUGGAAGAGCUGGUCUUCAACACCAACCAUUUCUCGGAGCUGGAGGAACUGGCAUUGGAUACACUUCCCCGAGCAACGAUCUCUUGGAAAGAUGGCAACGUGUUUGCGAGCAACAUCUUCAAAAACCUUCGGGGAUUGUGGAUUAUCAGAUGUGAAGCAUUGGAGGACAUAACGUGGAUCAGACAACUGCCCUGCAUUCAGGAGUUAAUACUAGAUGGAUGUUCGAGAAUAGAAGAGGUGAUAGUAGUCGAAGAGGUGACGGUGGACAACGUGGAUUAUGAAAAUGAUUCUUUCUUCCCUAAAUUACAGUUGAUUUGGUUGUAUGAUCUUCCGAAUUUGAGGAGCAUAUGUAGGCAUCCGUUGUUAUUUCCUGCCUUGGAGCGUAUCAAUGUAAGCAACUGUCCAGAGCUGAAGAAGCUGCCCUUUGGGCUCUCUACUGCCAAGAACAUCAAAGAGAUCGUUGGUGAAAAAGAAUGGUUGGAACAAUUAGAGUGGGAGCAUGAAGACGUCCGGUCCAAGUUUACCCCUUGUUUUCAACCAAUGUAG
Molecule: messenger RNA, 2841 nt
Organism: Spirodela intermedia
Lineage: Eukaryota; Viridiplantae; Streptophyta; Magnoliopsida; Alismatales; Araceae
Source: the annotation of a GenBank genome assembly